Molecule: messenger RNA, 2436 nt
Organism: Ilyonectria robusta
Lineage: Eukaryota; Fungi; Ascomycota; Sordariomycetes; Hypocreales; Nectriaceae
Product: kinase-like domain-containing protein
Exons: 4
Coding region: 1-2436 (811 amino acids)
Biological process (GO): phosphatidylethanolamine biosynthetic process; phosphatidylcholine biosynthetic process
Cellular component (GO): cytoplasm
Molecular function (GO): choline kinase activity; ethanolamine kinase activity
Source: RefSeq, a predicted model, not a curated record
AUGUCUGCGGCGCCCUCGUUUAACCCCGCGCCGAGCAAUGGCCUCCAUCCGCCUUUGCGCUCGGCUCUCAAGAGCGAUGACGAUGGCGACCGCCCUCCGCCCUCCAGCGGCUCCCUGAAAGAAUGGCACGAGUGGCCCUGCUCUGCGCUCAAUUCAACUCGUCGUUGUUCUGCUGAAACUCUACCUGCCUGUUGCCAAGAAAUGGAGUUCGCCCAUGAAACCGUGCCCUGGAAUGUAAGGAUGGAGCUCACAUGGAAAACAGCUGUGCAGAUUGCCGACACUGAGCCAGAGGUUCAACUGCUCGAGGAUGAGUCCCAGCCCAUGAGGCAGUUUCCCGCCGGCCCUAAGCGGCGCUUGAGUGGAAAGCUACCUCCAUGCCAGCUUCCCAAUGGCUCAUCCAGGUCUUCACUCAGUGAGAGCUCUGCGUCUAUUCGUCCUACCGAGGACACGUCUACCUCCUCUCCACAACAAAGCCAUCGCCGCCAGUACUACAGCGAGAAGCUGCUUGCUCAGGUUAACGACUGGCUGGAGCACGAGAAACGGAAGGCUACAGCUCGGAAGCCGAAGCCCCGCCGACGCAAGUCUAAGUCCCCUCCUAAGGGAGACGGACAAGACAGUGAGCGCCCUACCCGUGAGGACAAAGACCAGUCUCAGAAUGGCCGUGCCCGGUCAGAGUCUGUCGACUCCCAGUCGAGCGACAUCUCCUUUGAUCGACUCCAACGCAUUCUCGAGGACUCCAUGGCGCACAUGGGCUUCAGUUCAGUUCCGCACUUUAGCCCCAAGUUGACUCGCCCUCGACACCGCAAGUCAAGCUCACGCAACUCGUUGCGCGCUGCCUCAUCUGACACUGAUUAUGUCGACGGAGAUGCUAUUGUUCCUAGUUGUGAUGCCUGGCUUGACAACUCCAAGACCAUGAGCUACGGAGGUGGUGCUGCAGGCACAGAAGACGCCACCUCGGGCUCCGACUCCAAGGUCGAAAAGGAGCGCGAGGCUUGGCUGAGCUUCAAGAACGAGAUCAUUCGUAUCACCCAUACCCUGAGACUCAAGGGAUGGAGGCGAAUCCCGUUGGGCGGUGGUGACAGCAUCUCCGUUGAGCGUCUGAGUGGCGCUCUGACCAACGCUGUCUACGUCGUGAACCCUCCUGCCGACAUGGGCGAAGUUGAUGGCAAAGCUCCCCCGCCCAAAAUCCUCCUUCGCGUCUAUGGGCCUCAAGUUGAGCACCUGAUUGAUCGUGAAAAUGAGCUUCAGGUCCUGCAGAGGCUCGCCCGGAAGAGGAUCGGACCUCGUUUGCUAGGCACUUUCCAGAAUGGUCGUUUCGAGCAAUUUUUCAACGCCAUCACAUUGACACCCCUGGAUCUUCGCGACCAGUACAUAUCUAGACAGAUUGCCAAGCGUAUGCGCGAGCUCCACAUAGGCAUCGAUCUGCUGCCGCAUGAGAGACAGAAUGGGCCGAACGUGUGGAGGAACUGGGACCAAUGGCUAGACAAUGUCGAUCGGAUCACUACCUUCCUGGACAAUCAGUUCGAAAAGGAGACACAAACUACCCAACACGACUCCGUCCUCCACGCGUGGAAGAAUAGUGGCUAUGUAUGCGGUGCCCCUUGGCCGCAGUUCAAGGAGGCGGUGUUCAAAUAUCGCGCCUACCUUGAGGGCCGUUACAAUGGUCGGAAGGACAUCAACAACCGACUCGUGUUUGCCCACAGUGAUACACAAUACGGCAACAUCCUUCGAGUUCGGCCAGACGAUGAAAAAUCGCCGCUGCUCCAACCCGCCAACCAGCAUAAGCAGCUGAUCGUCAUCGAUUUUGAGUACGCAGGCGCUAAUCUUCCGGGCAUCGAAUUUGCGAACCACUUUACGGAGUGGACGUACAACUACCACGAUGCCGUGACCUCAUACGCCUGUAACGAGCGGCGAUACCCCACCGUGGAGGAGCAGAAGCGAUUUAUCAAGGCCUACGUCGAUCACCGACCCCGAUUCCCCUCGACCACUACCUCUACCCCUCUCAUGGCACCCUCGGACGGAAGCCUCUCGAGUGGCCCCUCGACACCGCUUGUUCAAGCUCAUCCCGGUCCCAGCUCAAACUCCAUUGUCGACUUCAUGCUUGAUGCGCGCGUCCCUCCUGGUGGAUGGACUGCUGCGGAGCGCGCCAAUGAGGAGCAGAGCGACCAGCGCGUGCGAGAGCUUUUGGAGGAGACCAAGCUGUGGCGUCCCGCCAACCAUGCCCAGUGGAUUGCGUGGGGCAUCGUGCAGGCCAAGGUCCCUGGCCUCGAUGAAUCAGUUACAGAAGAGGAUGUGGGUCCGGAUGAGUUUGACUACCUGAGAUAUACCCAGGACCGAGCCAUGUUCUUCUGGGGCGACUGCGUGCAGAUUGGACUUGUCAAGGCUGAGGAGUUACCGAAAGCGCUGCAAUCGCGAUUGAAGAUUGUUGAUUACUAA